UUCAUAUUAUCCCGGAUUACUCUGAGAUGAAGAAAGACCGAUAUCUGGUCCUCUUUCCGCAAAUACUGCUCGUGUUGUCCGUCAGCACCGAAAUGACAUCAUUUGUGUUUGAAUCAAAACUACGGCUCGAAGACGCGGCCAUCAAAACCAGCGGCGAACUAAUGGACACAACAAAUAUAUUCGAGAUAACGGCCGCCGACGACAAGUCAAGCGGCGGUCAGACGUCGAGCAUAUCGUUUAUAAUCCAAUGCCCAACGAUUGACGACUCGAAGAAAUGGGUGGAAUUGUUGCAGAAAUAUAUAUUACAUUCGCAGACAUUGAAACACAAUCCCGGGGCCGCCGGUCCGCCCCUCCCAACCAAUCACAGCGUUGACGGCGCCGUCGUUCAGCAGCGAUCGGCCGCUCCGUCGAUACACAGCGCCGACGGUUCGGUCAGUUCUUUGGCGUCGCCGGCGGUUAUACUGAACGCAUCGCAAUCGUCGCAACGGAUUGGUGGCCAAACGCCGCCACACGUGAGCCGUAUUCACACUUAUUGGACUAAUAAGUGUUUGUUACCGCAUCCGCCCACUCGUAUUAGGCCUCACAGCGGGACCGGCGCUGCCGUCACUGCACCCGUUGUCGACAAAAAAGGCAAUUUGAGCGCAAACGACGAUAUGCUUAUAUUGCAAGUCAUUGAGGGUUAUUGUAAUACCGGUCGCGUUCGGCAGCCUUCGACCGCAGCUUAUUCAGAGAGUCCUCAGGUGUAUGUCGUGGACGAGGAGAAGCCAAACACUGGCAGCAAUUCAUCAGUUAAUAGUCUGCAUAGAAACGGAGAUUUAGUUAAUUCAGAAACGGAUUUAAGAAAUGAGUUAAGACUUAUGAAAAUGGAGAUUAAGUCACUAUCGGAUGCCUUAAAAGCCGAGCGCCGGUCGCGUCGGAAACUGAAAGCCUUUGUAAUGGAGUGUCAAUUGAGUGCCAAAAAUACGCCAAAACCUUAAAAGCAAUUACUUUUUUGUUUCUGUCGAUUAUUGAGAGAGAAAAUCUAUUUUUACAAAUCAUUUUGGAUAUGGAUUUGAAUGCAAUAUUUGUGUAUAAAUUAUUGGUUUUAAUUUAUUAUUUAUAAAAAACAAAUGCAAAAACCAUUGACUGCUUCUUGUUUUUAUACCUCAG
Molecule: messenger RNA, 1149 nt
Organism: Medioppia subpectinata
Lineage: Eukaryota; Metazoa; Arthropoda; Arachnida; Sarcoptiformes; Oppiidae
Source: the annotation of a GenBank genome assembly